AUGGUCUUCACGCGGUCAGCGACCCAUUCGAUACACGAUAUCGCUUCCGGGCUUCUCCACCAUCACAGGUUGACGAGUGAGGAGAAGAUGCAAAUCUCGGCGCAGAUGCAUGACCAGGAGCGGGCGUUCGUGGCGCGGUUCAGUGCGCAGCAGCACCCUCUGGCGCCAGAAGAGGUACAGCAGGACACGCGGAACAAGGACUUGGGGCGGAGCUCGAGGGGGUUGACGGUUGAAGAUUUCGAGCUGGUCCGGACGCUGGGAACGGGAACAUUUGCGCGCGUCUGGCUUGUACGUCUUGCGAAUCCCAGGCCCGAAGACGCGGAUAAGGUGUUUGCGCUGAAGGUGCUGCGGAAAGUUGAAGGCAUGUUCGAUAUUAUCAGGCUGAAGCAGGUUGACCACGUCAACCACGAGCGCUCAGUCCUUGCAGAUGUUGCUGGCCACCCCUUCAUAACGACGCUGAUAACUUCCUUCUCCGACCACGACUCCCUCUACAUGCUCCUCGACUACUGCCCUGGCGGUGAAGUCUUCUCCUACCUGCGCAAGCAAAAGCGCUUCGACGAGAAUACGUCCCGCUUCUACGCCGCCGAAAUAGUGCUCAUCCUCGAAUUCCUGCACGAGCGCGAAGGCGUCGCCUAUCGUGACCUCAAACCCGAGAACCUCCUCCUCGACGCAGAUGGCCACAUCAAGCUGGUGGAUUUUGGGUUCGCCAAGAGACUUGGAAACAGAGAAACCUAUACCUUAUGCGGUACUCCCGAGUACCUGGCGCCCGAGGUCAUCCAGUCCAAGGGCCACACGACGGCGGUCGAUUGGUGGGCGCUGGGCAUCCUGAUAUUUGAGUUUAUGACCGGGUAUCCGCCGUUCUGGGACCAGAGCCCGAUUGAGAUUUACAAAAAAAUCGUCUCCAAACCUGUGCAGUUCCCAUCCGAACCCCCCAUCUCUGCCGACUGCAAAGACAUCAUCCGCCACUUCUGCACAGUCGACCGGUCCAAGCGCCUCGGCAAUGUCUCGGGCGGUGCGCAGCGCGUCAAAGACCACCCCUUCUUCCGCGGUAUCAACUGGGAGGAGAUCUACUAUAGGAAACACAGGGGCCCGAUCAUACCGCCGGUCAGGUACCCCGGGGACGCACAGUGUUUCGACUUGUACCCCGACGAGAAGGCGGGGAGGGAGCGGUACACGGAAGACCUGCAGAAAAAGUGGGAGAGCCAUUUUAAGGAUUUCUGA
Molecule: messenger RNA, 1221 nt
Organism: Drepanopeziza brunnea f. sp. 'multigermtubi' MB_m1
Lineage: Eukaryota; Fungi; Ascomycota; Leotiomycetes; Helotiales; Drepanopezizaceae
Source: RefSeq, a predicted model, not a curated record